AUGCAUACGUUUCUCACGGAACAUCAGAGCAUGUACAAUCGUUACAACACUGGAUAUUCUUCGUCUACAGUGGCCAGCAAUCCUUAUUAUGACCAGUAUCGUUAUGGUUAUGCCGCAGCAUGGCAUCAUCAACAACAUCCUUUGGCUUCUGCCAAGGAUAUGGUGAAACCUCCUUAUUCUUAUAUUGCUCUAAUUGCUAUGGCUAUUCAAAACGCGCAAGACAAAAAGAUAACUUUGAACGGCAUUUAUCAAUUUAUAAUGGAAAGAUUUCCUUAUUAUCGUGAAAAUAAACAGGGCUGGCAAAACUCUAUAAGACACAAUUUGAGUUUAAACGAGUGCUUCGUUAAAGUUCCAAGAGAUGACAAAAAACCUGGCAAAGGUAGUUAUUGGACUUUGGAUCCAGACUCCUACAAUAUGUUCGACAAUGGCUCCUACUUGCGACGGAGAAGGCGCUUCAAGAAAAAAGACGCCUUAAGAGAAAAAGAAGAACAAGUUAAAAGGCAGCAAAUACAUCCAGAUUCUCCAUCUAAACGUGAAGACCAUAAACCUUUGGAAGAAGUGAAAAUGAAACUGGGUGAGUGCAAACCGAAACGGGAGCCCAACACUGAACUCAGUCAAUGCAUGAGUGCUAAAUAUGGCGAUCCAAAAAGUGUCAUAGUGCAUCAAGAACACGUGUUAAGUGACGUGACUGCUUCAUUACAAGCCAUGGAUACUGCUGCAGCUUUUACAGUUGACUCGUUAAUGACGGCCAGUAGAGAUCAGGCUUUAUCCUACACCAACUCAACUAGGCUACAUUCCUCAGGAGGUAUGUACUCUUACUGUCCCAGUGCUACACCUCAACACCAAUACAACUUGGCCGAUGAAGCAACUCCGCGCUACAGUCCUUGGUACAGCCCGGAAACUUCUCCAGAGAGUGCUACAACUACACCUACGGGGUAUCGUGAUAUUAUUUUUGACGGUACCACAGCGCCUAGUUGUCAGCUGGCUAGUUUUCGGCAUUCGGGAGUUUCUUCUAGUCCACCGCAUAACUAUAGAAGUGCUCCAGUUACUCCAUACUAUCAAACGGACUGUGUAGCGCAGAAAUACUGA
Ceutorhynchus assimilis (cabbage seed weevil) is the source of this 1089-nucleotide messenger RNA. The record is from the annotation of a GenBank genome assembly. Lineage: Eukaryota; Metazoa; Arthropoda; Insecta; Coleoptera; Curculionidae.